AUGAAGUUCAUGAAAGUGGGCCGUGUGGCCAUCAUCACACGAGGACGUUAUGCCGGCAAGAAGGUCGUAAUCAUUCAGCCGUACGAUGCUGGUUCAAAGGCCCACCCGUUCCCCUACGCCCUCGUCGCUGGCAUUGAGCGAUAUCCUUCGAAAGUGACUCGCAGAAUGGGCGCCAAGAAGGUCGCGAAGCGAAGCAAGGUCAAGCCAUUCAUCAAGACCGUCAACUACAAUCACCUUAUGCCCACUCGCUAUACGCUCGAGCUUGAGGGACUCAAAGGCGUUAUCACAAAUGAUACCUUCAAGGAGGUAUCGCAACGGGAGGAGGCUAAGAAGGUCGUCAAGAAAUCGUUGGAGGAGCGGUACACCAGUGGGAAGAACAAAUGGUUCUUCACCCCUCUGAGAUUCUAA
Histoplasma mississippiense is the source of this 408-nucleotide messenger RNA. RefSeq names its product 60S ribosomal protein L27. The record is from RefSeq and is a predicted model, not a curated record. Gene Ontology annotation, biological process: translation. Lineage: Eukaryota; Fungi; Ascomycota; Eurotiomycetes; Onygenales; Ajellomycetaceae. The transcript has 4 exons. Gene Ontology annotation, molecular function: structural constituent of ribosome. Gene Ontology annotation, cellular component: cytosolic large ribosomal subunit; ribosome. The coding region runs from base 1 to 408 and encodes 135 amino acids.